UUUUCUCGUAUCGCUCCACGAGUGAUCGCUGUAAGUACCAAACAAAGCAACAAUUUGUUGCCGGCUUUUAACUUUUAACACUAUAACAGUACAAUUACAGCCUGUUGUGAGUUUUCAACGAAUCCUGUGAGGAACUUUGACCCCUGGAAGCGAGAUAUAUUGAAGCACAAUGAAAUCGUCAGUGUCUGUUCUGCACGAGUUUAUGGCGCAACUCCGUCAAACUCCCAAAUUUGAGUGCAUCUCCGAGUUUGGGAAACAACACAAGCCCGUGUUCAGAUACCGCUGCACGGCCAUCAACGAGGUGGUGACGGGCACUGGUCGUACUAAGAAGGAAGCGAAGCAGCUAGUAGCUCGCCUAAUGUUGCAGCAACUUGCGCAGAAGGGGUACCUGGUGCCCGGGGAGUAUGCUACUCCCGCAUACAUGCGAGAGAUGAUGAAAAAGGCGGGGUUACCGGAGCGCAGCUAUGUGCGUCUGAACACCGAACUGUGCAAGGAUUAUAACCUAAAUGCGGUUGAGUAUGAGGUGUCUCCUGACACUGGCACACGCGACCACCCGCGCUUCACCGUAACGGCUCGCAUAGGCCUGGUGGAGCGCGUCGGUGUGGCUUCUACCAAGAAGCAGGCAUACCAGCUCGCUGCUGAGCAAAUCUACAAACAUUUGCGCACCAAGCUGGGUGUCACCGCUGCACAUUUCAAUGAGGAAGAUGCUUUGUUCCGUGCGUAUGAGAAGGGUUUGGAGCGCAAUGCUGCUCUUCAGGAGGCUCUGCAUAACUCGCGCCUGAUUCAAAUGGAGAAAGCUAGAGCUGCCGCUAAAUCAGCUGCCAAGAAGAAGCCAGUCGUGGUGAACGAGCCAAUGAUGCGCCCUGAGUCACCGCCGCAGAGCGCGUCCGACGUGGUGGCCGAGACUAUCCGCCUGGAGCUAAACCAGAUGGACGCGCCUCCACCGGAGUACUUGAACGAGACUCUGCCGGAGCCCAACGUGGCAGGGUACGCGGCCGCCAACGCUGCCGUCAUGUUCAUAGAACGCACCAUGGAAAGACUCGGACUCUAAAUGUCUCGAGAUCUCCCACUACUUAUCGACUAUUAUAUCAUUUUCUUAAUGUUUAAGCCCUAUUGUGUAGUAUUGGUAGAAUUUACUCAUUCAAGGCUGUCUAAGACUGAAUAGUUUGGAUUAAUGUAUUUGAUGGUAAUUUACCUACCUGUGUAAUGAGGAAUCAUGGUCUGGUCUUUUCCGAAGUUACUUUGCCCAUCCAACUCGCUUGAAGCUGGGCGAUUCUCGGUGAAUGAAUUGUCAUAUCUUUUCGUACCUAGUUGUAUAUUUAACUUCGCUUUCUAUCUACAUAUCAAGGCGUGAUUCUCAUUGCAGAUGAAUAGUUAAGCGGCAAAGGAAGGGUAUUUUCUGACGUGUAGGCGCAAAAUUAAUUAAGGAUGGUGGUAGGCACGAAGUGAUUUAAUUAUUUCGAGCUCCACCAAGGCAAGUGUGUGGUCGACGGCCCUAGGCUGGACCGAAGACACCACAUCAGUCUAACUUAUUGAGACAGACUUGGAAGUGGUAACUUCGUACACACGUUAACGUCGGGCUUUUAGAUAUACGAGUAUAAAUACUCAUUAAAUGUAUUUUUUUUAAGUACUUAAGUAGUGACGUAGUAUCCUCUACUGUAUUCGAUGUAAUUUUUCUGAGUGAUAUAUAAUAAAC
Messenger RNA from Helicoverpa zea (corn earworm), 1696 nucleotides. RefSeq names its product interferon-inducible double-stranded RNA-dependent protein kinase activator A homolog. The transcript has 6 exons. NCBI's taxonomy places the organism in Eukaryota, Metazoa, Arthropoda, Insecta, Lepidoptera, Noctuidae. The record is from RefSeq and is a predicted model, not a curated record. The coding region runs from base 170 to 1051 and encodes 293 amino acids.